Naegleria gruberi is the source of this 1722-nucleotide messenger RNA. RefSeq lists its product as uncharacterized. Bases 1 to 1722 code for a protein of 573 amino acids. The record is from RefSeq and is a predicted model, not a curated record. NCBI's taxonomy places the organism in Eukaryota, Heterolobosea, Eutetramitea, Acrasida, Naegleriidae. The transcript has 2 exons.
AUGGCCCCAACACCAACUACACCAAAGAACAACAAGAAAACGAAAGACCUUAGCUCACCUUCUGCAGGUAGCGAGCAACGAGUCAUUGUUCUAACUCCUUCCACCUCAAAUUCAUCUGAUAGUUCUGCUAUGCCUUCACCUCCUCCUGUUCAAGACACAAAGAAGAACAAGAAGAACAAUCAACAAAAGAUAUCACCUGGCAAAGACUCAAACAACGCCAAGGUUGGUUCACAAGGUGCUUCUGCUCUCGCUUCUUCGAUGGAAUUGUUUGAGUCCAACCCAUCUGAAGAGGUUUCUGGUAAAAGAGCAAGAGUUGCUGAUGAACCAGAUGAUUGGUUUAAAAACCACGUCAUCGACUCUUACCAAAGAAUGUUUGGUGAGUCAUUGAAAGAAGAUUUGCCGUUGGAAGAAGCUGUUUCUCUUCUAUUCGAAACAGCCAAUGCUCCAUACGCUGACAACUUGGAAUUCAAGAAUAGAAUGGCUGCUCUUGAAUUGUUGUUCAGAAAAGAAGUAGACACUCCCAUUCCAGAUUCAUCUGGUAUAAAAGAUAUUAAAAGUAAAGGUUAUUCUUUACUUUUAACAAACUCUUUUAUCAUCUCUCAAAUCUGCAAGCGUUUGAGAGAGAGUGAUACCCUUGAUUUACCGCUUAUUCUUCAAGGAUUUGAAUUUAUUCAGAAUAUUUCUGAGUUAAAUCUAGUCUGUAUUCGAAUGGGCAUUAAAAAUGGCUUUGAAGCAGCUGAAAACUUCUCUAACAGCUACAAAUCAGGAGGUUCACUUGACCAAAUCACCUCCAAACAACAAGAGAAGGCGAUUAAAUCUGCUGAAAAAGUAAAAGCAGCAGAAACCAUUGAAAAAGUCAGCAAAUGGGCAAGCAGAACCCCUAAUUUUCAAUACAGAGAUAUUAACUUUAGAGAUGAGAAUGGAAGAUAUUUGGUUCACUAUUCAACCAAUUGUUUCAGUACAACAAUACAACAUUUGGGUUUAGAAUUGAAAGAUAAUAAUCAAACAAUGCCCAUCCAAACUUUUUACAAUAGUUAUCUUAUAGCUUUGGACCAUUUAGGACAUAUUGAGAAUAUGCCUAAAUUGAACUUUUUUUCAUAUACUGAUAAUUUUGGAAUGUGUAGAUAUUUAUAUUUAUUAAUGGGGUAUAACAUUAAUACUCACUUAUUGGUAACAGAAGCCAAUACAAUUGGAUUUGAUUACUCUUCAGGUGAACCUGAACUUGUAUCAUUGUGUACCCAUUAUUUGAACGGUCUUUAUCAUUUUUCUAUUGAGAAAAGCCCUUUACAACAAUUAAGAAAUAUCAAAUACUAUGGAUGUAUUGAUGGAGACGAUAUUUCACAUUAUGUUACGAGAUAUUAUUUGAGUUUAAUUAAGAAAAAUCCUAGAAGAUAUACAGACCAUUCAAUCCUCCAAGUCUUAAUUGCUCGAGGAUUGAAACUUGAUAUUGUAAGAAACUCGGAGGGACAAACAGCUUUCGAUUUAAUGGAUAAAUUCACAGGAACGCCCCGAAUGAUGGCACUUGUGAAAGAUUUGAAGAAAGUUUGUAGAAAGGGACGUUCCAACAAAUCUAAAGCAAUAUCAAAAUUUACCAUCAAUCACAACCAGAUUCCAAAAGAAAUAGUAAUUGAAGAAUCUGAAACAACACUUGUUGUUAAAUCACAAAAUGUUUUAUCUUUUCGUAUAAGAAUCAAAAGAAGUUUAACAUUUAACAAGUAUUAA